CGGUCCAUCUACUGUCUAGUAUCUACUGCUACAAUAAUAGGGCCAUAGCCGUUUUCUGGGUCGUUGCAAUUCCUGCCUGCAAUUCCUACAGUCCGUCCCUCCCCCUCUGCGGUUCACAGACCCAUACUAUCCAGCAUUUCAAAUCCUGCAGUUUCGAAGCUGCUUAAUUUUACCUGCUCCAGCGUAAACCAUUUCGCAAACCAGGAAAUUUCGUUUUCUUAACUAUUCUUUUGCUGGGAAGGUACAAUUCUUUUUCCCAGCUAACUGGGAGGGCUAGGGUUUUGAAAGGUUCUCGGCUCGAAGUCGAGCUUGAGCGGUGGUGGUGAGAUUUCGAAAAGUGUUUUCUUGUGAACCAUCCGUAGCAAACAUUAGAUCGUAAGGAGCUUUCGAGAGGAAGCACCCGACUUACCGGUCUCGAAUUCGAGGCUUGAGCGGUGGCGUCUUGCUGCUUUUAAGAGAAAAUUUCAAGUGCUUUACGGUUCAUUCUGAUUUAAUUCAUUUACUGAACUAGAAGUCCCUUGUGUUUUUACACAACUCCAAACCCAGGGUUUUUAUUUUUUGAAGCGUGGUUUUCAUCCAUUUCGGUUUGAAAUUGAGCUUUGAAUUGCUCGAGCGGGCCAAAACGGUAGUGAUUUGGUUGUUGUACUGUGAUGAUUGAUCAUUCGAGGAUGAUAUCGGUGCAAUUGUAGAUAUUAGGGUUUUCGAGGCUUUUCUUGAUAGUUACGAUGGAUAUUGAUGUGGUAGUGGAGGAUGUUGCUUCUCUGGACCCUGAACUGUUGCAGCUUCCUGAGCUGUCGCCCGUCGCGUUCAAAGCCAGCCCACAGAUUGCCGAGGACUUGUUUACCCAAUGGCUCUCACUUCCGGAAACCGCCAGACUGGUGAGAUCUCUUAUGGAUGAUGCAAAGGCAGGUGCUUCCUGUAAUGUCCUUGGGAACUCUUUUAAUGUGAAUACUGUCGGGGGUGCUUCAUUGCCUUCCAUGUUUCCAGCUGGCAAUGCACCUCCACUUUCUCCUAGAAGUUCAUCUGGCUCUCCACGCAUAUCAAAACAGAGAACCAGUCCUUCUUCUCUAGGUUCUCCUCUUAAAUUGAUUAGUGAACCAAUGCGAGAAAUCAUACCUCAGUUCUACUUCAAAAAUGGCCGUCCACCGCCAAAGGAUCUAAAAGAACAAUGCCUGUCUAGAAUUGAGGAUCUUUUUAACAAUCAUAUAGAUGGGUUGCAAAUACAUGAGUUUAAAUUGGUUACAAAGGAAAUAUGCAAGCUACCGUCAUUUUUCUCCUCUUCGCUUUUCAGAAAGAUAGACACAGACUGCACUGGGAUAGUGACCAGGGAUGGAUUUAUUAAAUAUUGGGUUUUUGGCAAUAUGCUGACAAUGGAUACAGCAGCUAAAAUAUUCAAAAUUCUUAGGCAGCCGGAAUGUAAAUACCUUACUCAGGUAGACUUCAAACCUGUUCUUCUAGAGCUUUUGGCAACCCAUCCUGGGUUGGAAUUCUUACGAAGUACUCCUGAAUUUCAAGAAAGAUAUGCUGAAACUGUCAUAUACCGAAUGUUCUACUACAUCAACAGAUCAGGAAAUGGCCUUCUUACUCUUAGAGAGCUGAAGCGAGGAAAUCUAAUUGCAGCAAUGCAGCACGCAGAUGAGGAAGAGGACAUUAAUAAAGUCAUGAGGUUCUUCUCGUAUGAACACUUUUACGUCAUAUACUGCAAGUUUUGGGAGCUUGAUACAGACCAUGACUUCUUGAUAGAUAAAGAGAACCUCAUUAAAUAUGGUAAUCAUGCCCUUACCUACAGGAUCGUUGAUAGAAUAUUUUCACAGGUCCCAAGGAAGUUUACCAGUAAGGUUGAAGGGAAGAUGGGUUAUGAAGAUUUUGUUUACUUCAUGCUGUCAGAGGAAGAUAAGUCAUCUGAGCCUAGUCUAGAAUAUUGGUUCAAAUGCAUAGAUUUGGAUGGCAAUGGAAUUCUCACUCCCAAUGAAAUGCAAUUCUUUUAUGAGGAGCAGCUCCACCGUAUGGAAUGCAUGGGCCUAGAACCAGUGCUAUUUGGGGAUAUUCUGUGCCAAAUUGUUGACAUGAUUGCACCAGAGAGGGAAAAUUAUAUUACACUACAUGACUUGAAAGGUUGCAAGCUUUCAGGAAAUGUUUUCAAUAUCCUUUUCAAUCUUAAUAAGUUCAUGGCUUUUGAAAGCCGUGAUCCAUUUCUCAUCCGUCAGGAACGUGAAGAUCCGACUUUGACAGAGUGGGACCGCUUUGCACAUAGAGAGUACAUUAGGCUUUCAAUGGAAGAAGAUGGUGAAGAUGUCUCUAAUGGAAGUGUAGAAGUUUGGGACGAGUCACUUGAAGCUCCCUUUUGAGUUCAAUGAGCUGCCUAUAUAAAUGCCGUUGAUGCUUCCUUGAGUCUGGCCACUGAAUGAAGAAACUUUGGCAACUUGGAGAUCCUCCUUGAAUGAAAUUUGCAAGGGACUGCAAACCUUAUCAGCAAUAAACUGAAGCGUGGUCAUGGAGUUUUGACAUGCAUCUUGUCAAGUCGGCAAAUAAUACUUGCCUUCAUGAAAUUUAAGCUGCACUGAGGAGUAUUAAAUCGAUUUACUUCUUUAGAAUGAGAGGGUCGGUUGCUGCCCGCUUAUUAGUCGUCCCCAGGUAACAAUAGUUUAUGCUAUUGUUAUAGAAGAAACUUAUUUUUGUUUUCAAGAAAAUAGGUCCAGUGCAUGUUGCUUUAUUAUAUCUUGCCUUUCUUCUUCAAGGCAAAGAUGGCUGCUUGAAGCUUCUAGUGGUUCAUAUGAUUUCUCAGAUGCUCUAUGUCGGUCACUCUGGUCUCUUCCUCUCUCCGAUGCCUAGUUUCCACAGCUUGUUUAUAUGUUCUCUAUUGGAUUAAUGUUGAAAAAGGGAAUUAUAGCAGAAGGAACUUUAGAAAGUGCAGAUCAUUAUACAACAGUUUUUUGGUUGGAACUGUUGAAAGGUUGUAAAUGUUUCCCAACAAAUAAGUUUACCACAUUCAAAAGUAGUGUUAUUGAUUGAAACAUGUGAAGAAUCAAUCAUUUAUGUUAUUCCUCA
Molecule: messenger RNA, 3048 nt
Organism: Carya illinoinensis
Lineage: Eukaryota; Viridiplantae; Streptophyta; Magnoliopsida; Fagales; Juglandaceae
Product: serine/threonine protein phosphatase 2A regulatory subunit B''alpha-like
Exons: 13
Coding region: 726-2348 (540 amino acids)
Biological process (GO): protein dephosphorylation
Cellular component (GO): protein phosphatase type 2A complex
Molecular function (GO): calcium ion binding; protein phosphatase regulator activity
Source: RefSeq, a predicted model, not a curated record